GAACCAUACCGCGUUGAGCUUCUGAGUUCAUGAGCUGCAACUUUUCCUUUCCACCCGCUGAAAUCUGAAUCCUCAAAUGGUAGCAACAAAGUAAUCUCAUACAGUCAUACUGAAGCUUUGCUGUGGCUACGUCAGGCCGGUGACAUCGGAUCAGUCGGUCACACGGGAAUUUAGAAGCUGCAACCUUUCGUCAGACGAACUGUCUGUUUCUAGCCCACCUCUGCAAUGGCUGAUGGUGCCAAGCUUCUCCUGUGGUUGCUGCUCUUGAGCAGCUCGCCGUGGUGUUUUUGUUCUGAACUUGAUGUCCAAUGCCUGGAGACACUCUAUCGAUCAGUGAUAGAUUCCAACGGCAUACUCCAAUCCUCAUGGACUUUUGUUGACAACGGUACUGACGGGUACAUAUGCAAAUUUACUGGUGUGGAGUGCUGGCAUCCUGACGAGAACAGGGUACUUUCUUUGCGUCUCGGUAACCUAGGACUUCAGGGCCCAUUUCCUCAAGGUCUGCAGAGCUGUACAAGCAUGAUUGGCCUGGAUCUGUCUAGUAACAUUUUUUCAGGACCAAUCCCUGCUGACAUCGCCACGCAGGUUCCCUGUCUAACAUCUUUGGAUCUCUCAUACAACAGUUUUUCAGGUCCAAUACCAGCCAGCAUCUCAAAUAUGACAUACCUGAACACACUCAACCUUCAGCACAACCAAUUCAGCGGUGAAAUUCCAAGGCAAUUCGAUUCAAUUGGCCGGUUGAUUUCGUUUAAUGUUGCUGAUAAUUUACUAUCAGGGCCUAUUCCAUCCUCAUUACAGAAAUUUUCGGCUUCAAAUUUUGCUGAAAACCAAGGCUUGUGUGGUGCUCCGUUGGAUAACUGUCCCAGGAGGAGGAGAUGGAGACUCAGGCUGCACAGAAUCAACGACGAGUCCAGCAUCGGAGCGGCUGUUGGUUUCGUCGUUGGGUUCGUGGUGGCCUUCUACUUCCCUCACUGGUUUGUCUUCUCCAAGAGGCUUCAUCCCUACAUCUUUCAAAUAUGGUCCAUUCCUUCUGGAAAUCUAUCUGCCAACCUGCGAAGAACAUGAGUCCAUCAACUUAUACUGAUUUCUCUCUUUAGAGGUAUUGAUUAGUUUUUCAUGCGAAUGCAAAAUAACCAAGAAAUUAGCCUUGAAUAUUAUUAGCCCUGGCUCAUUCAAGAUUCCUAAGGAAAAAAAAUGGUGAUGCCGGUGUUGAAUCCUGUAAAAGGCUAAGCGCUAAUUAGGAUGUCACGUGCAUUCCAGUCUUUAGGUUUUUUUUCAAGAGUUCUUAUCUCAUGCUAAAAAUCUUACGGAAUAAGGUUGUAAGACUACAAUCCUUAAGAAUCUCUAAAUUUUCCCCGGAAAAAGACAAACCAUCAAGCUCAAAAAAUAAUAAUACAAUAAUGGAAGACGACGAGCCAAA
This is a messenger RNA of Oryza sativa Japonica Group (Japanese rice), 1420 nucleotides long. RefSeq names its product probably inactive leucine-rich repeat receptor-like protein kinase At5g48380. Gene Ontology annotation, molecular function: protein binding. Lineage: Eukaryota; Viridiplantae; Streptophyta; Magnoliopsida; Poales; Poaceae. The record is from RefSeq and is a predicted model, not a curated record.